Drosophila elegans is the source of this 465-nucleotide messenger RNA. RefSeq names its product protein kish (gene ksh). The coding region runs from base 127 to 345 and encodes 72 amino acids. The record is from RefSeq and is a predicted model, not a curated record. The transcript is spliced from 3 exons. Gene Ontology annotation, biological process: intracellular transport; protein secretion. NCBI's taxonomy places the organism in Eukaryota, Metazoa, Arthropoda, Insecta, Diptera, Drosophilidae.
AUGCUAUCGAACCAGUCGUUCAUCGGAUCUUAGAACCAGUUCGCUGUCGCCGAACAGAUGGCACGUCACUAGUUUGAAGUUUGUUUUUAUUGCAAGCGCCGAAAUCCCCAGCCGAUUUGCAAAAUCAUGAGUGCCCUGUUCAACUUCCAGAGCCUGCUCUCGGUCAUCCUGCUGCUGAUCUGCACCUGUGCCUACCUGCGCUCCCUCUUCCCCAGCAUCAUCGACCGCAACAAAACCGGGUUCCUGGGCACUUUCUGGAAGCUGGCGAGGAUAGGGGAGCGCAAGUCGCCCUGGGUGGGAGCCGCCUGCCUGAUCAUGGCCUUCACCGUCCUCUUUUGGAGCUGAGUGUCCACUGCGUGCUGCACUAUUUAUUUAUAAUUAAAUCAUCCUGAUUCCAGACUUUUGAAGUCUUGUAAAUACACACUGCGUUCUGCAGCACUGGCCAGGCAUUUUCGGCUUUCCCAA